AUGAAAGUCCUCCUAACAGGCGCAACUGGCACCAUCGGCGGCGGAGCGUUGAAAGCGUGUCUCGCACAUCCGCAAAUCACAAAAGUCGUCGCAUUCGUGCGCCGUGCUCUCCCAGAAGAUGUAUCUUCGAAUUCCAAACUCGAAACUGUCAUCGUGGAAGACUUUUCGACGUGGCAAGAUGAUCUACUGGAUCGGCAUAUGGACGCUGCGGCGAUGAUUUGGGCCCUUGGCUCCUUGAGUCCUACGCACAAAGUAGACGUGGAGUAUCCGCUGGCCUUCCAGGAAGCCUUUAUCAAGCGACGCAGUCAGCAAGAAAACCCGGCGGGUUUCCGCUAUAUUCAUGUGAGCGGUAAACUCGUCGAACAAGAUCCGGAUAGGAAGCUGUUUUUCAUGGAUGUGCAGCGGAAGACAAAAGGACUGCACGAUACCAAGGCAAUCGCAUUAGCUGAGCAAACCGACCCGUGGUGGAGGCUGAUAAUUGUUCGCCCUGGAGGGGUCUUGUACGAUGGCUUCAUGACGGGUAUGCUAGCUGCCGCUAUGGGGAAGAAUUGGGCUAUUAAUGUGGGCACGCUUGGUGCUUAUUUGGCUUAUGUUGCUACUGGGGGAGAUGUCGAGGGGGUUAUUGUCCUGAAUGGGACUAUUGUGACCAAGGGGAAGGAGUUGCUUAAAGCCUCCUCCUAG
Messenger RNA from Penicillium daleae, 681 nucleotides. RefSeq lists its product as uncharacterized. Lineage: Eukaryota; Fungi; Ascomycota; Eurotiomycetes; Eurotiales; Aspergillaceae. The transcript has 3 exons. The record is from RefSeq and is a predicted model, not a curated record. The coding region runs from base 1 to 681 and encodes 226 amino acids.